Spodoptera exigua (beet armyworm) is the source of this 3700-nucleotide messenger RNA. The record is from the annotation of a GenBank genome assembly. NCBI's taxonomy places the organism in Eukaryota, Metazoa, Arthropoda, Insecta, Lepidoptera, Noctuidae.
CUUGUGUUUUAUAUAACGUUGGUUACCAUUGGCAUUGGCCAACCAGAAUAUAGAGGCGGCGGCGUAGCAUUAUUUCCAAUUUUCAUUCGGCUCAUGUUGGAUGGAGUUCGCUCGUAGUUUAGUACGCGUUUGACCCGCUAGCGACUGGCCGCGCUUCUUAACUCUGUAUGUGAUCGCACGGUAUGCGCGAACAAUACUUUAGCGAAGUUAGGUAUAACUGGAUUCUCCUACACAUUGGACGUUGAAUUAGUGUGCUGAGUGUGUGAUACGAAUGUUGCGAAUUUAUAAAUAAAAAGUGUAGUUCAGUGAAUGUAAGUUCGGAUAAUUUAAAAACACUUAUCGUUCUUGUUGUGAGAUCCAAGAUGCCUGAAUAACUGAUUCUACUAAUAAAACGAAAAGAAAAACCACGAAGAUGAAACAACUCGUCAAUAAAAACCUUAUUACGCUAAAAUGCGUACUCUUCUGUUUUCUUUCGGGCAUUGGGUGUAUCUUCCCGUUUCUACCACUGCACAUGCUGUCAGUGGGUCUAGACAAGGGAGAAGCCCGGUUGAUAUCAGCUGUCGCGCCAUGUAUAGCCUUGCUAGGUCCUGCCGUGUUGGGGCCUCUCAUUGAUAAACUGUCAGUUGGUAGAGGGUCAACUGGCGGCGGCACCAACCCGAGUGGCUCCGGGCGACUACUGCGAGUCAUCACAGCUGCCUGCCUCAUCCUCAGCGCUAUUUUCUACACACUCCUCCUUGCAGUACCUUAUACGGAACGACAUGAGGCUCGACGACCUGAAGUGCUCUUCAUGUGCGAUGAAGACAGUGCUUAUGUCAUGCAAGAAGUAUGUAAGGAGGACAUGCGCUGCAACCGGUGGUCUGGCGAAAAGUCAGGAGUGCUGGCUGUGACAGCGUGUGAAUAUGGGUGUGCGGACGAGAACAUGACAUGGGUGAAGCAGCCCUUCACGACUACAUCUACCACCACCACACUCAGCCCAAUGUACCUCAAUGUUGCCAACGCUACGACUUCGGCGCCAGAGGUCACCGAAGACGACGAAGUAAGGCAUGCGAUGCCGUUCGAAGUGAACCCUCCCCACUUCUGCUACAAUGGCCAGUGUCUGGUCUACAUGCAGCAUCAGGCGAGGCUUCGCGUGCCUUUAUCUUUAAUAGCACCAGAAUUACCUGAAGACAACAGCACAUCAGACUCGGACUGGUGCACUUAUCGAACAGCGGGACCUUCAAAAUGCCAAGUUCCUCCAAACCGUCUGGCAGAAGUCUCAGAUGACGAGGACUGCAGGCCGGCGGUACGGUGCCAAGUCCUCGAUCCCUACGAUGAACCUGAUGGUGUUUUAGCGGACGCUGAAUGUCGACUCGUCAUUGGAGAUCCGAGUUAUACGUUUUGGACUUACUUAAUUAUAAGAAUUUUAUCGGACAUCUGGCCAACAGCAGCGUUAGCUCUUCUUGGCACUGCAUGUGUGAUCGCGACCAGAGAAACGUCAUUAGGACGAGGCGACGUCGGUCGACAAUUAGCCUUCGGCACACUUGGGCUGGCCAUCUUCCCUCCACUGGCUGGAUUGGCCGCUGAGCAAAUGCCCGAUACACCAUUCCUUAUCCCAUUUGUUCUUCACGCUGUAUUCAUGGGCAUCGGAGCGCUCAUUCUACUAUUCGAUAGUCAUAUGCCUUUGUCUACCCCGGAGUGGUGGUGGCACACUGCCACUGGCGUGCUGGCGAUGCCAAUGAACACGGUGCGACGGUACGGGGCUGAAACAGCUGCUGUUUUCGCUGUAGUGGCGCUACUAGGCACCUUAUGGAGCGGCAUCGACGCUUACUUGCCUUGGACGGUCCAGGAGCUGAAUGGCACGGUAACAGAAAUGGGUUUGACGCUAACAGCGGGAGCACUACCCGCCGUGCCUGCCCUCUGGUGGGCCGAAGCUCUUGUGGACUACAUUGGUCAUUCCAAUGUUUUCAUCAUGGCAUUUACUUUUUACGGCAUAAGAUACACUGGUUUGGCAUACAGCACGGACUACACAUGGGUGGUAGUGUGCGAGAUAUUGGAAGUAUUCACGCUUAGUUUAGUGUGGGUGACCGCCGUGUUGUAUUUCCGUCACCUGGUGCCGCGAAAAUACACAGCUACCGGACAAGCUCUGCCGGUUAUUGCUCAUUUUUGUAUUGGUCGGUGCAUAGGUGCCAUAAUCGGAGGCAUGGUGUCCUUACAACAGCCGUUGCAGGCGGUUCGCAUGGUGUACCGAUCCAUGGGAGUAGUGGCGCUGCUGGUAGCGGCUGUCUACCUGGGGCUGUACCACCUGCUGCUGGCGCCGCGCUGUGCCGCGCCCGCUGUAUCGCCACCACACCAUCUCCUUCAAGGUCUAAAUAAUACGAAUGGAACUACUAACGGCACAUACUCUCCAAUGCGGGUGUACCACGAAGAACGUUCAAGAAAAGGCCACUUCCGUUAUUGAGGAUCAUUAGUUGUAAAACACGUAACAAAGAAUGACAAAAACUGUCAGUAAAAAAAAUUAAGCAAAUCUGUUUUAUUAUUCAAAAAUGGAAUAAACACCUAUGUAAAUUGCAGUUUUUAUGAUAACACCAAAACUUAAAAUUUUUGAACAUAGUACAUAAUGCCUAUGUUUAUCUGAAGGACAAAAACGAAUUUUUUAUGUUAUUGUAUAAUAUUAACAUCAAUGCAAAUUGUUUUAUUUUAUAAGUGUUUUGUAAUUCCUGUACCUAGCAUAAUGUAAGUGUGUCUAUCAUAAUAAUAAAUUAAUAAUGCAGUGUGUAUUGUGCCUAUGUAUUAAAUUUAAGUAUCAAGUCUUUUUUCGUCCCAUAUAAUAAUGUCUAAGCUUUAAACGCCAACAACGUGAAAACAGAGAGAUUGCAUGGUGCUUGUGUGAAUGAAAUUCAAGCUUGUGUGAGAAACAGGAAAUUAGUAAUAGGCCUUUGCAUCCACAUAGAAUAGGUAUUGAUUGAGAAAGUGUAACGAAAUAUUUCCAAUAAUUGGCUCUAAAUUUUUAGAGUUAUGCCGUGGAUUGCAGCUAAAUUCUUAUAAAAAAUUGGUUUGUACUUGAAACGAGUACUAGUUGAGUUGCAUUUCAUAAUAUAGAAUUUAUGCAAUCACGAAUUUUAUACAAACAUAAUAAUUGUGAUAUUAAAAUGCUUUUGUUUCAACAUGUUUCCAAUAUUACUGUCAUCAUUUAUUUAUACUUUGUAUCCAAACAAACGGAUUACAUAUUUGCAUUCAUAUUUUUUAUAAUAAAAGCUAAGUUUUUAUUAAUAAAAUGAUGUCACUGUCUCGAUUUUUUAUUUCACUUAAACAUUUGCACUAUUUAUUUUGUACGAAGGGUUUUAUUGUCACCAUGGUUAAAAAUAAUAAGAAUAAGAUUUAGAAAAUUUUAAAAUGUAAAUAACAUAAUUAAGGGCAACAUAAUAAAAAAAAACCUCUUAUGUGAAAUACAGUGGCGUUGUAUUUCUGAUAUAAACAAUUUACUUAUACUGACAGACACAUCAGAUCAGAAGGCCUAUCGACUAUCACAAUAACAUUACAUUAGCAAAAAAAACAAAAGACUCUAAAUUUCUAAAUGGCUUAACAUCCAUCGAUACUUUUUUCUGAGCCAGAUUUGUAUUUACAUCACAUUUUUAGUAUUAGAAAACAAGCGAGGAAUUUAUAACUAAAUCCUAUAAGUAUAAUGUUAUACUAUACAGCAGUUAAAAUGUCAGUAAACUUA